Messenger RNA from Oryzias latipes (Japanese medaka), 4053 nucleotides. It is a transcript of the gene wnt1, whose product is annotated as wingless-type MMTV integration site family, member 1. Gene Ontology annotation, biological process: canonical Wnt signaling pathway; cell fate commitment; multicellular organism development. Gene Ontology annotation, molecular function: cytokine activity; frizzled binding. The record is from RefSeq and is a predicted model, not a curated record. Gene Ontology annotation, cellular component: extracellular region. NCBI's taxonomy places the organism in Eukaryota, Metazoa, Chordata, Actinopteri, Beloniformes, Adrianichthyidae.
AUGUGAGGGGAUGCACUGAUUCAGCCUGAUACUUCAAACCCCGCAAUUUAGCAGGGAAGACCCCGCUUUGCUGUGGAGUCACGGAGGUUUACACAUUCCGUGACUCCGCACUCUAACGCAUUGCCACGUAACCGAUCCAUUAAAAUGCUUCUGAGAUUUGCUCUUUUCCCCCCCAAAUGUCUCCACCUGACCUAAAAGAAGAAAUAUAUUUUAUUGUUUUAAAUGUAUUUUUACUCGCAUUUUCCCAAAUAUUGAUUUGCAAAGACCAAACAAUGACGCAUUUACAUUUAUUUACUUUUGUUUUUAUACAGUGUGGCAUGAAACAUCCAGCCUUGAAUUUAAAUUAAAUUUUGGUUCAGUUCUGAUCAUAUUUUAUUUAUUUAUUUUUACCAGAUCUUGUUCAGUGUUGAUCUAAUGCUGCACAUUCCGGUCUGUACAGCAGCCUAAAUCCAAAACAGACAACCACAUCUCCACAUCCAAAAUCUGGAUCUGUAAUCCUCACAUAUUGUCCCACAUAUUUUAAGAAAGAAAAUUUCUCUUCUUUGCGGGCAGGGAGACUAUAUAACGACAGAAUUUUGCGGUGGCCUGUGAUUUCAUUCAUAUUCAAAUAUUUAAAACAAGAUUCAAUCUAUGAAUACAACUGGAAAAUGGGAGCUCUGCUAUGAAAUCAGAGAAAACACUCAAAAAACAGAGAUCACAAGGAUUUGUUUUUUUUUUCCCAGGCUUCACCUCACCACCGUUUGGGUUGAACAUUUUGACAGGCCGAGACUAACACCCUGCCCUGGACCAGCUUUCAAGGCUGCGUCCUUUUAAAGGCCAGAUAAGCAACAAUAUCAGUCCAACUGGAAUAAAAUUGAAAAUUAUACAGCCUGGGUUUUCAAGUGCUUAAAAUGCAAUUCUGUUUAGAAUUCGUUUUAAACUGUAUGCAGGCAAUUAUAGUCAGCCUGGAUCAUUUCUAGCAUGUGGUAAAUUAUUUUUUGUCGCAAUAACUGAGAAAUUAUGUAUUAGUUAAACAGAUUUUAUUUAAAAUUUUCCCCACAAAACAGAUAAUUCUUCUGUCAUUUAACCUCAUGAGACCCAAGCUAACAUUUGAGCUCUCCCUCUACAUGUACUCACAGGGCCCCAUUAAGCAGCAUUAACUACAGUGGUAACAUAACUACAAACAUGAUGUCCAUGACGCCAGGUCUUGAGAGGUUAAGGUCAUCAUAUAUUUGUGCUUUUCGCCUUUUAGUCAAACACAGGGAAAGGGAGAUCUUAAAUGUAGAUUCAAUAUUAUUUUCGUUAAAGCUCAAAAAGUAGAAUGGUUUUGCGUUGGACACUCAAUUUAUUUGUUAACGUUUUCCUAAACCAGACCUUGUUCUGCUUUUGUCACUUUAUAAAAAGUGGGCAUCCAGCUCAUAUUUUAGUAGCACGUUAAAUACAAAUUAAUAAGAAAUUGUUUUAAAAUGAUGUGCUUUUACAUUUCAGUUUUGAAAAUAGCAAGUUGUGUUUAGUUUUUAUAUAAAGAAGCAAAAUAAUUCAUUAUUUCUGUCCUUGGAGUCUUUAGCAUGCAUUGUGAGUCAGACUUACCGUCUCCCCAUGAUCUUGGAACAUCAUCUGCCACUGUUUAUUAUUGCAGUGCACAAUGAAAACUGUAAUUUGAAAGCACAACACUCAUGGGAUGCCAAGAGACACCAGUUUAAGAGUUUAGAGGGUCACAUCAUGAGCAUGAACUGCCAGCUCCCAGUCUCUGAUUUCCCUUGUUCUUGUUGUCCUUGUGCCAGGGGUAUUGUCAAUGUGGCUUCCUCUUCCAACCUUCUUACCAAUUCCAAGAAUGUGCAGUUGGUCCUGGACCCAAGCCUCGCUCUACUGAGUCGUCGCCAGCGUCGACUAAUUCGGCAGAAUCCUGGCAUCUUGCACGCCAUUGCCGCUGGGCUGCACGCUGCCAUAAAGGAGUGCAAGUGGCAGUUCCGCAACCGCCGCUGGAACUGCCCGACCACCCACAGCCCGGCAAUUUUUGGCAAAAUUGUCAAUCGUGGUUGCCGUGAGACGGCAUUUGUAUUUGCCAUUACCAGCGCAGGAGUGACCCAUGCUGUGGCCCGAUCCUGCUCAGAGGGCUCCAUUGAGUCGUGUACAUGCGAUUAUCGUCGUCGAGGUCCCGGUGGGCCAGACUGGCAUUGGGGGGGCUGCAGUGACAACGUGGAGUUUGGUCGGGUGUUCAGCCGUGAGUUUGUGGACUCUAGUGAGAGGGGCAGAGAUCUGCGCUACCUCACCAACCUGCACAACAAUGAAGCAGGCAGAAUGAUUGUGUCAACAGAGAUGCAUCAGGAGUGUAAAUGCCAUGGCAUGUCAGGCUCUUGCACCGUGCGCACAUGUUGGAUGCGCCUACCCAGCUUUCGCACAGUGGGAGAUUUCCUCAAGGACCGCUUUGACGGAGCAUCCAGAGUUGUUUAUGCCAACAAGGGCAGCAACCGGGCCUCUCACCGAGCUGACCCAAGACAUCUAGAGCCAGAAAACCCAGCUCACAAGCCUCCUUCCACAAUGGACCUAGUCUAUUUUGAGAAGUCACCAAACUUCUGCUCCCACAACAGUAAAACCGGCACUUUAGGAACCUCUGGAAGAACGUGCAACAGUUCCUCUCCAGGCCUGGACGGGUGUGAGUUGUUAUGCUGUGGGCGUGGGUUCAAGACUCGGAGUGAGGCUGUGACUGAACGUUGCCACUGCACUUUCCAUUGGUGCUGUCAUGUCAGCUGUCUGAACUGCACCAGCACACGAACAUUGCAUCAGUGUCUAUGAUGACAGGCGGACAUCCAGGCAGAUGCUGAAAAUAACAUAAAGCACAACAAAAACGUGUUCAUAAAACAAAAACAAAACAAAAAAAAAGAGAAGGACUUUGACACAAGUGGUUUGAGAUGUUAGGUAGAAGCAGAAAAAGAAGCUUCAAAGCAUGCAGGGAACUUUGUGGCAAAAAAAAAAAUUCAAACAUGAGUGGAGACAAAAAAGCACAACUAUGUGAACAGGGUCACCCAAGACUCUCUAUCCCUUUAGACAAUGUUGCCGAUGUCUAUUUAAGCUUAUAAUUAACACAAAACAGACAACAUUUCUAUCUAUCAACAGCAGAAAAAACAAACAUGGCGGAGGACUUUUUUAACUUUUUGCUAAAAAGACAAAGACACACAUGAGAUUGCAUACUUUGGUGAAGAAUUGUAGGUGAAGCAGAAGUUUAUUAUGAUAAAAAAGCAAUUUCCUUUUUGUCCGCAUUAAUCUACAAGGAGUUGAUUGGUAGAAAUUGACCUGUUCCCAUCUUGUGUCCUCAGUUAUUGUGAUGCCACUCAACCACUUCCAAUAUUCUUGUUAAGCUUUGUUUAUUUUCCUCCAGAGAUAAACAAGCCUUAGACCUUGAUCUGUGGCUCCGAAUUACAGCCUGUUCCCGCUUUUAUAUAACUAAGACGUGACUCACAAAAGAUAAACAGAAACUGAAUAAAUCUCAGUUAGGCAACAAAAUUUGAACAUAAUAUCAAUACACUGUAAAUCAAAGCAUGGGAGUUUGUAGUUGACCAAACAAGAAUCUGAGUUUAAAAAGGCAAAAAAAGAAAUCAGCAGUCAAGGCACCAUGAAACCUGGCAGAAGUCUUUCCGGACUUGAUGUCAAAUGUCACAAAUUAUGGGAAACCUAAAUUUAUGGGUUCAGGAAAAUGUUUCUAAGUUUGACUUAAAGAAACCGACUGGUUAUUAGCUGAGAUAACCAAAAUUCUCUGUUCAAACAGAAAAUAAUCAUUAAAUGUUAUGUGCAUGUUUGCCAAAUAAUAUGUCAAAUCAGGACAUUUUUCUUAAGUCUUAGCUUUUUUCAAAAGUUACUAGAAACAAAAUGUAUUUGCCUGUUCAUUGUUUAAAAACACAGCUGUGUUUGGUCAUGCACUGAAUAUUUUCCUCCUUAUUGAUGUAAAUCCAAAUAUUUAAUUUAUGAAUUUUUAUACUGAAAAAUCGCAAAGGAUGUUUUUAGAUUUUGGUUAAGAGAUUUAGAUUCCUGUUUUUUUAUUGUAUGAUAGAACAAUAAAGUCUAUUUUCAAUUAAA